UCGUCCCGCCCCCCUCAUUCAUCCUUUUAUGGAACGCUGAUCUCUAAGCGCUCUAAGCCAAGGCUGCGCUGACCGCGCGACUCAGCAUGCAUCCCGCAGAGCUAACAGAAGAAGUUUAAGGCUUAGCUUCCCGUGAACUUCUCAGAACAAUGCUGGCUGCCCAGGUCUCCAGGUCUCUGGUGAGGAUUGCCAGGAACCCCCUUGGUUUCCAAAAUGUUCAGAACAUCAGAAGGCCUGGCCAAGAGCUCUCCAGUCCACACUCCAUCCUGGCUGGCCCAAAGGCCUAUGGAACCCAAAAACGAGAGCUCAGAAAUAAGGCCGUGUUAGUCACUGGCUGUGACUCGGGCUUUGGCCUCUCCGUUGCCAAGCAGCUGCACUCCCAUGGUUUCCAGGUGUUUGCUGGUUGCCUUCUCAAGGAUAAGCGAGAUGCAGGGGCCGAAGAGCUGGAUGCCAUGAAUAGUAGCCGGAUGAAAACCGUCCAGAUGGAUGUCUGCAAAUGCGCUGAGGUCAACAGGGCCGUAGAGCUCAUCCAGGAGGACCUGAGGAACUCCGAGAAAGGGCUGUGGGGGCUGGUGAACAAUGCGGGCGUCUCUACCUUCGGCGAGGUGGAGUUCACCGGCAUGGAGACCUACAAGGAGGUCGCCAAGGUGAACUUGUGGGGAACAGUCCAGACAACCAAGGCUUCCCUCCCACUCCUGCGAAGGGCCAGAGGCCGGAUCGUCAACAUCAGCAGCAUGCUGGGCAGAAUGGCCAGCGCUGCCCGCUCCACCUACUGCACCACCAAGUUCGGGGUGGAGGCCUUCUCCGACUGCCUCCGCUACGAGAUGUACCCGCUGGGCGUCAAGGUCAGUGUGGUGGAGCCCGGCAAUUUCAUCUCGGCCACCGAACUGUACAGGCCCGAGCGCAUCCGGGCCAUCGCCGAGGAGAUGUGGAACAACCUGCCCGAGGUGGUGUGCAAGGACUACGGCCGCCAGCACUUCGACGAGAAGAUCAGUAACAUCGAGCAGUACUGCAGCAGCGCGUCUACCGACACCACGCCCGUCACAGAGGCCGUGAACCACGCCCUGACGUCCAAGACCCCCUACACCCGCUACCACCCCAUGGACUACUACUGGUGGCUGCGGAUGCAGAUCACGACCCACACCCGGGCCUUCUCAGACAUGAUCUACGCCCACUGAGGGCCCGGGCCGGG
Vombatus ursinus (common wombat) is the source of this 1192-nucleotide messenger RNA. RefSeq names its product D-beta-hydroxybutyrate dehydrogenase, mitochondrial-like. Gene Ontology annotation, molecular function: oxidoreductase activity. The record is from RefSeq and is a predicted model, not a curated record. NCBI's taxonomy places the organism in Eukaryota, Metazoa, Chordata, Mammalia, Diprotodontia, Vombatidae.